Molecule: messenger RNA, 5030 nt
Organism: Tachysurus fulvidraco (yellow catfish)
Lineage: Eukaryota; Metazoa; Chordata; Actinopteri; Siluriformes; Bagridae
Gene: dcaf8
Product: DDB1 and CUL4 associated factor 8
Exons: 13
Coding region: 412-2238 (608 amino acids)
Cellular component (GO): Cul4-RING E3 ubiquitin ligase complex; cytoplasm
Molecular function (GO): protein binding
Source: RefSeq, a predicted model, not a curated record
AACAACUAAUAAUGACAACAACACUACAAGGACAAACAACCGAUAGGCUUUAUAACUGACACGUUUGUGUGAAGGUGAAUUUUAAUCCUUUAGCACGGCUAAAAGAAAGCUUUGCUAGCUCCGCCGUUUGUUUUUGUUUACAUAACAUCUCCUCGAGCAACAGGACAAAAACAAAUCCCAUGUAACCCCCGAAUAUCAGCGUGUAGUGUGGCGAAUACACCAGCUUUGUGUUUAUGACCUGCUGUAAGGACGUUAGUGAUGUCCUCAUGUCAAUGCUCAUGUCUCUCUCUGAUCAGAAUCAGAAUCAGAAGGAGCUUUAGUGUGAGUACAAAGAAUUAGUUUUAGUGCCACAGGCUUCAGUAACACACAGACAAUCAAAACAAGGCUCCAUCAUCAAGAGAAAGGACUAGCAUGGCGGACUCUCAAGGCCACUCCAGCGUUCCAAAUGGUGGCGCUGAUGAUCCAGAACCAGAAGAGGGAAGAGGCAGUAAAGAAGACUCGGCCUCAGCUACAGACGAUCAGAUACGUCCUGAUUCAGAAUCGAGCCCACAGCAGGAGCAGCCAGCUGCAGAAGAGGGAGAGGAAGAAGAGGAAGAGGACACCGACAGUAUGGACGGCAGCCUUACGUACUCUUUUGUGGAGGAGGAAAACAAACACGACGGCGAGGGCGGCGGGCGAAGAGAGCGAGCAAAGAAAGACGAGAGCAGGAGAGCAGGCCGGAAGCGGAACCGACCUACGUCACGCCACUCCUCCAGCUCAGACGAUGACGAUGACGACGACGAUGAUGAUGAUGACGACGAUAGAGAAGAUGAGGAGGAGAAUGAAAAGGAAGAAGAGGAAGACAUGGAGGCCUGGCUUGGGGCAGAGGUAAAGGAAAUGGGAGGGCUUAAAUGGCGUGCGGUGCCAUCUCUGCGGGCACGGGAGAUCGGGAAGAACUCGUCUCAGUUUGCGCGGAGCGUUUGUGGCUCUCGAGGCCUGGUGCAGCGUUUGGAGCUGCAGGCUCGGCUGGAGCGGCACAGCGGCUGCGUCAACACGCUCCACUUUAACCCCUCUGGGACUCGCCUCGCCUCGGGGAGCGAUGACCUGCGUGUGGUCAUCUGGGACUGGGCAAGACGCCGCACAGUGCUUGAGUUUGACAGCGGACACAAGAGCAACGUCUUUCAGGCAAAGUUUCUCCCUCACAGCGGCGACUCCACACUGGCCAUGUGUGCCCGCGACGGGCAGGUCAGAAUAGCCGAGCUGUCGGCCACGCAGCGCUGCAAAAGCACAAAACGAGUGGCUCAGCACAAAGGUGCUGCACACAAGCUGGCUCUAGAGCCUGAUUCACCCUGCUGUUUCCUCUCCACUGGAGAAGAUGCUGUUGUUUACAGUGUUGACCUGCGGAUCGAUCGACCUGCCAACAAACUGGUGGUCGUGAAGGAAAGCGACAAGAAGGUGGGUUUGUACACCAUCUACGUGAAUCCGGCCAACACGCAUCACUUCGCCGUCGGAGGAAGAGAUCAAUACUUAAGGAUCUACGAUCAGAGGAAGAUCAACGAAAACGACAACAACGGUGUUUUGAAGAAGUUCUGUCCAUCUCACCUGGUGUCCAGCGAAUCCAAAACAAACAUCACCUGCUUAGUGUACAGCCAUGACGGCUCAGAGCUGCUUGCUAGUUAUAACGACGAAGACAUUUAUCUGUUCGACUCGAGCCAUAGCGACGGCGCAGAUUAUCGCCGGAGAUACAAAGGACAUCGCAACAACGCCACAGUGAAGGGUGUGAACUUCUACGGGCCGUGCAGCGAGUACGUAGUGAGCGGAAGCGACUGCGGACACAUUUACCUGUGGGACAAACACUCUGCCCGUGUGGUGCAGUUCAUGGAGGGCGACAGAGGCGGAGUGGUGAAUUGUUUAGAGCCCCACCCUCACCUGCCUGGUCUGGCCACCAGUGGCCUGGAUCACGAUGUAAAACUUUGGGCUCCGACCGCAGAGAACCCCACCACCCUGAAAGGCCUCAAAGAGGUGAUGAAGAAGAAUAAGCGCGAGCGUGACGAGGACAGCGCCCGGCACGGCGAGCAGUAUGACACGCAGCUCCUCUGGUUCCUCAUGAGACACAUGAGGAACCGCAGAUCUCUCCGAACUCAGAGCCGACACGGCGAAGGCGGAGACGGAGACACCGACACGGAAUUCUGGAGCACGCCGGAAUCUUCCGACGACGAUGACGGUGGUCCUGACCACGUCCAGUGCAUGUCAUCCUGAGCCGACCCCUCGCCCCUACACACACACGCGCACACACACCCUCACACAGUUGCCAUGUAUUCGAGCACAUACACAGUCCUUAUGCACUGACACACACUGCGAGUACAGUGCCAGCAACACACACACACACACACACACACACACACAGAACGUGAGGCAGAGAUGAAAAGAAUUUGUCAUCCCCCCCCCUACACACACAUACAUGCAGAUUUCAGCUCGUUAACACUCACUUUCUCUCCCACACACACACACACACACACAGUGUUUCCACAGAAGCAGCUUCACUUUACACACUGGAGCGGUCGAGGACAAUUAAGGCUUUUUGCUGACAUCGUGGACCCCGACGGAGGAGCGUCCAGCGAUGAUGACGUUUGACUGUGCGCUUCUUUUUUUCCCCGAAGAGCCUCCAUCACCACGUAGUGUUUCAAUCGGACACGGAAAAGAACAGCCGUCCCAGCAUCCCGUCUUUCCUUGUGUUUUUCUCUACUGAGGACAGAACUCCGCAAAUCCAAGCGUUUAACGGGUUUGCCGGCCGCUCUGUGGAUUCCUCGGGCUCGAUCCCGGUGACUCCCUCUCUAUUGGACGCUUAAUGGGAGUGUAGAAGCCAUGUUUAAUCCCCUGAGUAGUGCACUUAGCGAAUCCCACACGUAAUAGUUUCUACACCAUGUAGGAGCCGCACGCAGCCAGCGAGGAUCACGUCUCGAGUCCGUAACGUAUGCUUUGUAGCGCGCUUGCUUACCUACAGAGCCAAUUCAGAACCGAUGGGACGAACCACACCCUAUGUAGUGCGCCAUGAUGAGCAUUCAUGUAGCUAGUGUUGGAUCACAAAUGGUUAAAGUGGUGCACUACUGUGGGUGUGAGCGCACACACAUAUUGGGUUGUUUUUGUUUCCCUAACAGGUUUAUGAGCUGUAUCCCAAAUCAACAUCUCUGUAGUUUGUAGUGCACUAAAUAUCAUGUUGCGCCCAAUGUAAGCAGUGCACUAAUAUGCUGACGUGACGGUUUCCUUUGUCCAGGCCCUUGUGAACGUUUUGGCUUUGUUAUCCAUCACCCUACACAGUCCACUCAUGAAGCCGGUAUAGAGCUGAACCCUAACUGGAUCUGUAGUGCACUAAAUAGGGCACAAAGGCUUUAUUUCCUGCUCAGUGUAGUGCACUUGUGUGUAGGUUCCUUGUUUGUUUUGUUUCUUCCUUUCAGAGACACGGUGCACUACUUACGGUGACUACGUAGUGUCGUUAUUUUCUAUCUUAUGUAACGUCCCUGAGCCACGCGGGAGCUGAAAGACGCACCAAUAACUAACACCGCAGCGCAUCACACAGGGCCGAGGAGCCGACGGUCGUAUGAACUAGAGAUGCAUUUGGAGAUGAACCCGUUUCUCAGCAGGACAAAGCAAACCGGCCUCGUCCCAAUCCUACGUCUCGUUCCCCUCCACCUCCCCCACGCUUAGUGAGUGCACUUUAAUCAGGGAGCUGUUCAUUUUUGAGUCUCGAAAUACGAGUGUGCACUUAAGGCUUUCAAUACCUAACAGGUUUAAACACCCCCCCCCCCUUUUCUUUUUUUCUUUUCUUUACCACACUCGUGUUUUUUUUCCUCUCCAUCCAACUGGGGAUUAAAGAUUUAAAGAUUUGGUACAAAAUAUAUUUGCACUUGAAUGGAAAAAUACGGAUGAGCAGCUCUUAAAAAGCGGCGUUAUUCCUUAAAAAAAAAAGAAAGAAACAAAAAAAAAAAGCUCUGCAUUAACACACCCCUUCUUCCUUUUUGAAGUGUGCAUGCGAGAAUGAUUGUAGCACAGCCAUCGUUCUAUUUGGGACGGAGCCCGUCGCUGAUCGCUUUUUGUUUUGCGUCGUUUAAUAAAAAUUUCAUAUCUUUCAAGUUGUGACUGUUUCAUGGCAGAUUACGACAGUGUGACGUACCGGACCGGGUUGGUUCUCGUACAGAGCGAGUCGUAAACGUCGGCAGUGACGUCACCACGGACUCGAGAACCGCCGUCCUUUUUAUUUCCCUCAAUCUAACGGCGGGUUUUGAGGAAAGUGGCGAUCUGCAUGUCGUCCGUCUCGUCCUACAGGGCUGGGUACAAAAUAGCAGAUUAUCUGGUGUACCAUUUUGACAGAACGUUUCAGUAGCUAUCGUGCUAUUUCGGACGCAGCCCAGGGGUCGGGGAUGAGGAGGGGGGGGGGUGUCUGGAUGUUAUCUUGAUUUUCUUUUCACCAGGGGAAUGAACAGUUUUUUGCUUCUUUUUUUUUUGUAUGGGGAAUAAUAAGUGAAAUUACUUUGUAUGUACAUAUGAAUAUAUAAUUACAUAUACAUACAUAUAUAUAAAAACUACACUUCCAUCACCGUCAUCCGAAUUUGAUUCAGAGAUUUAUAUUAUAUACAGAAACGGAUUUAAAAAGAAAAAGAGAUUUUUUUUUCCCCCUUUUCUUCUCUGAUUGAAUCCCUUAAGUCACGAGCAUCACUUAUAAACAUCUAGAUUUUUUUUUUUGCUUUAUUUCUUUGAAAAAUCCUCUAAUGUCAAGAGCAUCACUUUUUUCUCUCUCAAAUUUUAAGUUAUUCUUUCUUUAUUAUUAUUAUUUUAUUGCAUUUCUUGAACUCACCCUUCACCCCUUUCCCCUAACAGCUUUAUCGUGUAAUUUAAACAGUUUUGUUGCUUUUUUUUUUCUUCCUAGGUUUUUUUUUUUUUUUGAUUGACUUAUUGCACUGCUGCCUAAUAACUGUUAUUGGUUCAGUUGACAAAAGGUGUACAACUUGUGCACUUGUACACACACAAAAAAAAGAGAGAAGGCUGUUUAUGAA